Molecule: messenger RNA, 780 nt
Organism: Lepus europaeus (European hare)
Lineage: Eukaryota; Metazoa; Chordata; Mammalia; Lagomorpha; Leporidae
Product: procathepsin L-like
Exons: 6
Coding region: 1-780 (259 amino acids)
Biological process (GO): immune response
Cellular component (GO): lysosome
Molecular function (GO): cysteine-type endopeptidase activity
Source: RefSeq, a predicted model, not a curated record
AUGAUCUCAACUGCUCCAAUACCCGAUCACAGCUUAGAUGCACGAUGGCGCCAGUGGCUGGCAGCACACAACAGACGAUAUGGCGUGACAGAAGAAGAAUGGAGGAGAGCCGUGUGGGAGAAGAACAUGAAAAUGAUUGAAAAACACAACAGGGAGUACAGCCAAGGGAAACAUGGCUUCACCAUGGCGAUGAACACCUACGGCGACAUGACCAAUGAAGAAUUCAGGCUGAUGAUGAACGGCUUUGAAAACCAGAAUCACAAAAAGGGGGAAGAAUUCCAUAAUUCCCUCCUAUUUAAGAUCCCUGCGUUUUUGGAUUGGAGAGAGAGAGGCUAUGUGACUCCUGUGAAGAAUCAGGAAUUGUGUGGUUCUUCAUGGGCUUUCAGUGCCACUGGAGCCCUCGAGGGGCAGAUGUUCCGGAAGACUGGCCGGCUCGUGUCCCUGAGCGAGCAGAACCUCAUGGACUGCUCCUGGCCUCAGGGCAACCAGGGCUGCAGCGGUGGCCUCAUGGACUACGCCUUCCAGUAUGUUAAGGACAACAGAGGCUUGGACUCAGAAGAAUCCUAUCCGUAUGAACAAAGGAAAGGAUCCUGUAAAUACAAUCCCAGGUUUUCUGCGGCCAAUGUCACUGGCUUUGUGGACAUCUCUAAGGAUGAGAAGGCCCUGAUGGAGGCAGUGGCAACGGUCGGACCUGUCUCCGUGGGUAUUGCUACGACACCUGAGUCCUUCCUGUUCUACGAAGGAGCUGGGGUAAAGACUGGGGCAUGGGGGGCUACAUGA